CAGUUAGUACUAAGUGUAUACGUGUUUUCAGUGCUAAAUUGAAUACCGUCGCGCAUGGACGUAUUUUGUGUGUACCUCAUACCACAAACGAUUGUAUAUAUCCGUUAAACAAUUUUUUUUUCUCUUUUAUUAUACUUUUUUUUUUGUAAAGCACGGUGUGUGAACUCCAUUUGUUCUAAGUAAAUAUUUCUCAAAUCGAUCGAGUUACAGUGAAUGUGGUGAAUGCAUUUCAAAUAAAAGUUGCAUCUGAACUAAUUGUUUUCUUAUCGUUUAUCAAUAAUAAUUUGUGGACAAUAGAUUUUGAAUUGAAAAAUACAAAUAAUUUAGUUCAUUUGACAUUAUUUUAUCUUGAUAUUUUGGAUGAUCGGUUUGAUUUGUCGCUAUUUUGGUGUCACGAAAUUGCCGUUUCAGUAAAAGCAAGUAACCGGAUUAAAAAUGAGGCAAAUUGGCGCUGAGAAAGACGAUCCCCUCAAACGAAUUCAAGAGGAAAUCAAUGAAGUAGCUCGCCGCGAACGUGAACUACGUGAAAAAAUUGCUUUGGUUAAUGGUGAUGCAUCGCAAGCGAAUAACAAUGCACAAAACGACGUUAGUUCGGCACAAUCAGAUGAUUCCGGGGUGUCGUCAGCAUCGAGUCCCAUUAACGGUGUUUCGACGAAUGGUAUCAAGGAGACCAAAUAUAUUCGAUCGAAUACCAUCAAUCCAACAUCGACAAAACUGUAUGCCACCUCAAAUUUGACCAGAACAAUGUCUACGCCUCAGAUCUUUACGCCAGCGCGAUUUAACAUGUCUACGGGACAGAAAGGACUUAUGCAACGAUUUAUAGCGUCCAGGGGAAGGUUUGCUCUCGGAAACAACAAGCCAAAGGAUACAUUAAUGACUACUAUCGACCUUAACAGACCACCCACAUUUACACCAUCCAAUGAAGUAACACCCCCAAUUAUCGAGCGUGACGAAGCAGGUCGACCAUUGCGCCGAGGUUUUGUUCCUGUUGAAGAGAAGAUUCAAAACGAAUUACGUGAUUUGAAGACCAGAGAGUCGGAGCUGAAACGAUUGCGAAGGCAGAAUACAUCAAAGAUCAGCCAGUCCGAUGACGUUGACGAUUCAGUAGAAUAUGACUCCGGCGAAGAAUCAGACGAUGAACAUUGCUAUUCGCCAGGCACUUAUGUCGCAUCGCCGGGCAAACUACGAGCCUCCAAAUCGAUAGGUGAACUGUGUGAUUCACUUAAUAACAAUUCGAGUUUUUCGCCUAGUGAUUCGCCAAGCCCGCAAUUCAAUCGUCAUGGUGGUGGCGGUGGUGGCGGAGGAGGAAUGAGACCAGCACUAUCACUUGCUCAAUUGUGUAAUGUCGAACCGGACGAAGCACCCUCAUCUCAUCGAUUAAUUGCUCAGUGGGAAAAUAUAAUUCAACAGCAGCAGGAGGUUGCUUAAAACUUUAUGAUUAAACUAAAUUCCUUUUUUUUUGUGUGUGUCUGUGGUGUAAUUGUAUGACGACAGUGAAAGUAACGGACGAAAUUGAAUUUUGUCGCAAAAAAUGUUGAAAUUUAAAGUAAAAAGUAAGUGAAAUGUUACAGGUUAGAAUUGAUUUCGGUGUGGAAAUUUGAUUUUACUUUUUACUUUUACUUUUCUCCCCUAUACUACUGUCUCAAAACGAAGCUUAAUAGAAUCCAAGAACAUUAUAUUCCUACAAAAUGUAUCAGCAAAAUUAAAUAAACAAAAUUGUAUAAAUUAACAUUAGGUAAAUUUAAUAUUAAUUUGAUUUUCCAAAAAAA
Molecule: messenger RNA, 1769 nt
Organism: Bradysia coprophila
Lineage: Eukaryota; Metazoa; Arthropoda; Insecta; Diptera; Sciaridae
Gene: mdu
Product: mitotic spindle positioning protein meduse
Source: RefSeq, a predicted model, not a curated record